Messenger RNA from Aphanomyces invadans, 1456 nucleotides. RefSeq lists its product as hypothetical. NCBI's taxonomy places the organism in Eukaryota, Oomycota, Saprolegniomycetes, Saprolegniales, Verrucalvaceae. Gene Ontology annotation, molecular function: protein binding. The transcript has 5 exons. The record is from RefSeq and is a predicted model, not a curated record. Bases 24 to 1358 code for a protein of 444 amino acids.
UCAUCAGCCAAUUCGCCGCCGCAAUGUGGAGCCGCUGCGUCGUUACUUGGGUGGCAACUGCCGCAAUCCUUGUAGCUGCUCAAGUCCAGGAAAUUGACGUCUUGCCGCUCCUGCCGUUCCGUCCGUAUCAGCUUCCUCGCAUGCGGUGGACGGAUCUCAAUCGUGUUCUUGGCGAACGAGCCAGCGACAAGAUGAUCGUGAGCAAGCCGAUGGACACGAUGCUUGGCAAAAUCAAUGUUCCCAAAGAAGACGCAAAGGCUUUUGAAUCGUUGUCUCCGAUGGAAGUCAAGAGCUUGCACGGCGAUGACGAGUUCUUGGGCGAAAGACAAGUGUACAUCGCGUACGACAUGAUUCACGAAGGCGACAUUCCCUCCGCGCUCAAAUUGCUCGACCAAGUAAAGGACCAAGUGUCACGACAGUUUGGAAAAAAGCAUCCCUUGUAUGCGAACGCGCUUGCCGAUCUCGGGUUUGCGUAUAUGGAGCAAAAGGACUACAUCAAGUCCAACACAUUGCUCGUUGAAGCGAUGAAUGUCGACGAAGAGCUCCAGGAAAAAUUUGGCGUGUACAACACAGCCGCGUCGAUUAACUUGAUGGCAACGUCGGCGCUUGCGUCUGGUGCCGGCAACUUCAAUGCCCUCAGCAAUGCGUACGAGUCGGCGUUUAAUGGACUGCACAAGGAAUCCCAUGCAUCGCAACUCGAAAUCCUCAUGAACUUGGCCAACAUGUACCGCCUCCACUGGCUGCCGCUUCGAUCGAUCAACAUGUUUAAACUGGCAAAGAACUACGCCAAAAACCCGUCCAUCAAGUAUGCCGACUUGCUGCUGGGGCUCGGGGCAAGCUACAUCAUGGAGGGCGAAUUCCACCAAGGCGAUAUCAUUCUUACGUCUGCCAUCGCCAUGUACGAAGAGUUGGAUCGACAAGACAGCCAUGGCCAUAUCGAGGCCACGUACUACUUGGCGACGGCAGAGCUCCUCCAGCACAAGUAUGGAGCCGCCCUCGCGCACUUCCAGGCAGCUCGGAAGGCUCUGUCUCGGACGUCGCCAUCAAACGAGGCGUACCCGUGUGCCAAAGCCACGAUCAUGACUUCGAUUGGCGAAUGCAUUGCAGCCAUGGGAUACACCGACCAAGCCAUCGGCAUGCUCGAGGCUGCCAAGGCGCUCCUGGCUGACCACGCAGCGUCGCUGGAGAACGAGUUGUUCGCACCAUACAUUUACUUGAAGAUCGAUCAUUUACUCGCCACGUUGUGGGACGAAGACAAAGAGCCCGAAGUGAAGCAGCAGCAUCAUGCGAGCGCAUACGAGGCCGCCGUCGCUCUCUUUGGCGAAACUCAUGCUUUGACACUGGCCCACAAGGUGUAGCAAUUCAGCUACAUCACCAAGUACCAUAGAUGCAAUGAAUUAAGCGAGACUAGCAUGAUCGUCUUGAAGGUGCGCCAUCGUCGUACCAUAGGCCCAAA